Molecule: messenger RNA, 2806 nt
Organism: Odocoileus virginianus texanus
Lineage: Eukaryota; Metazoa; Chordata; Mammalia; Artiodactyla; Cervidae
Gene: BCAT1
Product: branched chain amino acid transaminase 1
Biological process (GO): L-valine biosynthetic process; L-leucine biosynthetic process
Cellular component (GO): mitochondrion
Molecular function (GO): branched-chain-amino-acid:2-oxoglutarate transaminase activity
Source: RefSeq, a predicted model, not a curated record
GCCACGUCCUGCGUGCCUUCGCCACCCGAAAAUAUUUUGUCCGUAGCUUUUUGCCUCCCUGAAUCCUUUUCUUCCUCCUCUUUCCCCUAGUGAUGUAGCAGAUUAGGUUUUUUUUUUUUUUUGAAGGUCAGUACCUUUUCCUGUUUGACCUGUUUCCAUUGCGUCCUUAAGUGUUUUUAAAAUUUUACGCCCUCAUUCCAUGAGUUCUGUCCUUAACGGGUGUCCUUGCGCCUGCAUUGGAGGACCCUACCCGUGGAGGAAAUGGUUCACUCUGGUCCCCAUCGCUUUUCCAGGCUUGCUAUUGUGCGCCCAUGAUCGACAAGACCACGAGGCUGAGUGCGCCCAGGAGAUUUCUCUGUUAAUGGCUUUAAGCCCUAAUCUAGACUAUUUCCUCGGAUAAUAGGGAGACAAUUACUUUCUUGUUCUUUGCUGGUGAACCCUGGCGCAGCAGGGCGAAUCUGGAAUUUAACCAGUCUGCUCGAAGCCAGCGGUGAAGGAAAAAAACAGCCGCGACCUCCGACAGGGCAGAAAGAGAAGGACAGCUCUCGCAGGACGCUCUCCUUUGGGGCUAGUGCCUGGGUGUUUGAUCCUCUUUUUCCUGUUUGCUUGGGGACCAGACCCGAGCGCAGCCAAGGGUGUGAUGGACUGCAAUAAUGGAUGCUCCGCAGAAGGUACUGGAGAAGGCGGAUCCAAAGAGGCGGUGGAGACUUUCAAGGCUGAAGAUCUAAUAAUCACACGAGCCACCGUUUUAAAGGAAAAACCAGACCCCAGUACUCUGGUUUUUGGAACGGUUUUUACGGAUCAUAUGCUAACAGUGGAGUGGUCCUUGGAGCUUGGAUGGGAGAAACCACGCAUCAAACCUCUUCAAAACCUCUCACUGCAUCCGGGUUCAUCAGCUUUCCACUAUGCUGUGGAAUUAUUUGAAGGAUUGAAGGCAUUUCGGGGAGUAGAUAAUAAAAUUCGUCUGUUUCGGCCAAACCUCAACAUGGAUAGGAUGUACCGAUCUGCUAUGAGGGCCACUCUGCCGGCGUUUGACAAGAAAGAGCUUUUAGAGUGUAUUCGGCAGCUUGUGAAAUUGGAUGAGGAGUGGGUCCCCUACUCAACAUCUGCGAGUCUGUAUAUUCGUCCUACGUUCAUUGGAACUGAGCCUUCUCUGGGAGUCAAGAAGCCGACUAAAGCCCUGCUUUUUGUAAUCUUGAGCCCAGUGGGACCUUAUUUUUCCAGUGGAAGCUUUAAUCCUGUGUCCCUGUGGGCCAACCCGAAGUAUGUAAGAGCCUGGAAAGGUGGGACCGGAGACUGCAAGAUGGGAGGGAAUUAUGGCUCAUCUCUUUUUGCCCAAUGCGAAGCAGUGGAAAAUGCAUGUCAGCAGGUUCUGUGGCUCUAUGGAGAAGAUAAUCAAAUAACUGAAGUUGGAACUAUGAAUCUUUUUCUUUAUUGGAUAAAUGAAGAUGGAGAAGAAGAACUGGCAACUCCUCCGCUAGAUGGCAUCAUUCUUCCAGGAGUGACAAGGCAGAGCAUCCUCGACUUGGCACACAAGUGGGGUGAAUUUAAGGUAUCCGAGAGAUACCUCACCAUGGCUGACUUGACCACAGCUGUGGAGGAGAGCCGCGUGAGGGAGAUGUUUGGUUCCGGUACCGCCUGUAUUGUUUGCCCCGUUUCGACUAUACUGUACAAGGGUGAGACUAUACACAUUCCAACUAUGGAGAAUGGUCCUAAGCUUGCAAGCCGCAUCUUAGAAAAACUGACUGAUAUUCAGUAUGGAAGAGAGGAGAGCGACUGGACAAUCACAGUAGCCUGAAUGGAAAAGAACAGGAUAUCAUUUGUGUGCGCUUGGGACAGACUGUUGCAUUUGGAUUAUGAGAAAUGUCUUUGGCUGCCUGAUUUUAGUUGUGCAUCUUGUUGUUUGUAUUAUCUGUGUUCCCAGGGCGAUUGUUUCCUCAUGCCAGAGAAGAUGAAUCACAAUCAUCCAAUGGUAGUUUCUAAAUUUGCCCCUAGAAGCUUUCCUUACCUUCUCUAGAGAGUGGAUUAUGGAAGCCAUGUAAGUCUAGAAUUUUCCUCCAUAAUCUUAGUGCCUCCUUUAGGGCUUCACUCAGAUUUUUAAAAAAUUCUUUAUUCUUUAGCAUAAGUUAUGUCCUGCUUCUCAACCAGUGAGUGUCUUUGUGUUUGAAAGCUGAUCUGAGUACAUUUCAUAGGUACCAUUGCCCGGGCCACAUCUCCAUCCUCAGAAAAGUGUGUUGUUGUUUAUAAAUCAAGACUUAGAGAAACUGGAUUUCUUUCCCGGCCCCCUAAGUCCAUCUUAGGGAGAAUCUCUCCUCCUUCCUGACAUCACAGUCUGCACCAGGCUCCACUGGUACAUCAACAAGACUACCCCUGCUGUCUCCACACUGUGUUGUAAUUCUUGGGCAGGCUUCACUACGGGACUGAGGGUCUUGUGCCUUAUAGAUCUUUGCAUCCCCCAGCCUGGCCCAUAGUAAGGAAUGAAUGAACAUUUAGCUUCUAUAGAAGUGUACCUUCUUUGUUUCUAUAUUAUGAAACCUCUUUAUUAGAAUUUGUGAUUGGUUCUGACUUUCUCUAUAUUUACCUCAUGUCUCUUUAGCUUCCAUGGACUGCCAAGUCAUUAGAGAUACUCUGAUCGUAGUUUGUUGGAGGAAUGAUUUAUUUGAAGACUGUCUUGGAAUUAAAGUAAUAAUUCUAGAAAGAUGGUGAUAUCAUACCAGCCAAAUGGAAAUGACAUGUUAUAUGUUAAAUACAUAAAUGUUUAAGUGUUAAAUACAAAAUAAAUCAUAUUUAGUUUUUUGGUAGAAAG